Solanum verrucosum is the source of this 1536-nucleotide messenger RNA. RefSeq names its product premnaspirodiene oxygenase-like. Gene Ontology annotation, molecular function: heme binding; oxidoreductase activity, acting on paired donors, with incorporation or reduction of molecular oxygen; iron ion binding. Lineage: Eukaryota; Viridiplantae; Streptophyta; Magnoliopsida; Solanales; Solanaceae. The record is from RefSeq and is a predicted model, not a curated record.
AUGGAGCUACAACAUUUUCCCCUCUUUCUUGCCCCUUUUCUCACCAUAUUGCUUCUCAUUUUCACUGUGAAGUUAUUAUUCAAGAAAAUACUAGCAAAAAAACCAACUCUAAACUUGCCUCCAGGUCCAUGGAAAUUGCCUUUCAUAGGAAGCAUUCACCAUUUAAUUGCAAGCCAAUUACCUCACCAUACCCUUAGAGACUUGGCCAAAAAACAUGGCCCCUUAAUGCACUUGCACCUCGGUGAGAUCCCUACGAUUGUUAUUUCGAGUCCUCGUGUAGCCCAAGAGGUAUUAAAAACUCAUGAUAUAGCAUUCACAAAUCGUCCUGAGCUUUUAAGUGUCAAGGUUUUGACAUACAACUGUUCAGACAUUGCGUUUGCACCUUAUGGAAAUUACUGGAGACAAAUGCGAAAACUAUGCACGUUGGAACUAUUGAGUGCAAAGAAUGUUGUAUCAUUUGCCUCUAUUAGGGAGGAAGAAGCAUUCAAUCUUGUUCAAGACGUUGAAUCAAAAUCUGGAUCAAUUAUUAAUCUUACAGAAAAGAUAUAUGCUCUCACAAAUGCAGUAAUUUGUAGAGCAGCUUUUGGGAAGAGGAGAAAAGAAGAAUCAGCAUAUUUCAUGUCUUUGAUUAAGGAAUUAUCAUUAAUGAUAACAGGUUUGGACAUAAGUGAGGUGUUUCCUUCACUCAAGUUUCUGCAAGUCAUUACUGGGACUAAAGAAAAAUUAUUGAAGCUUCACAAAAAGUUUGAUAAUGUGCUUGACAUGAUAAUAGAGGAGCACAAGCAGAAGCUGCAGCAAAAGUAUGAGUCAUCAAGAAAAAACAAUUUGGUUAAUUUGCUAUUAAAGCUCCAAGAAAGUGGCACUCUUGAUUUUUCCUUCACUACAGAUAAUAUCAAAGCAGUCAUACUGGACAUGUUUUUAGCAGGAACUGAAACUUCAGCAACCGUUCUUGAUUGGGCAAUGGUUGAAAUGAUGAGAAAUCCCAAAGUUAUGGAAAAGGCACAAACAGAAUUGAAAAGAAUCCUCAAAGGAAAAAACAGAGUAACAGAGAGUGAUUUGAAAGAAGUUAGCUACCUAAAAUUAGUAAUUAAGGAAACUCUGAGGUUACAUCCACCACUUCCUUUGUUACUUCCAAGAGAAUGCAGGGAGCAAUGUGUAAUUAAUGGAUAUCAUGACAUACCUAUUAAAACUAAAGUAAUAGUGAAUGCUUGGGCAAUUAACAGAGAUGCUGAAUUUUGGGAAAAUGCUGAAAGUUUUUCACCAGAGAGGUUCAUAAAUUGUGGUAAUAAUUUGGAAUUUAUCGGACAGAAUUUUGAGUAUUUACCAUUUGGCGGAGGAAGAAGAAUGUGCCCUGGAAUUUCAUUUGGUUUAUCAAAUGUUGAGCUUCCAUUAGCUCAACUUAUUUACCAUUUCAACUGGAAGCUGCCUAAUGGGAUGAAGCCUGAAGAUGUUGAUGUUACUGAAACUCCUGGUUCUAGCUGUAGUAGAAAAUAUAAUUUGUGUGUUAUUGCUACCUCUAAUGAUCAUGGAGUAUGA